This is a messenger RNA of Myzus persicae (green peach aphid), 1170 nucleotides long. Its product is annotated as disks large-associated protein 1-like. Gene Ontology annotation, cellular component: cytoplasm; spindle pole centrosome; nucleus. Lineage: Eukaryota; Metazoa; Arthropoda; Insecta; Hemiptera; Aphididae. The transcript has 6 exons. The record is from RefSeq and is a predicted model, not a curated record. Gene Ontology annotation, molecular function: microtubule binding. The coding region runs from base 329 to 1069 and encodes 246 amino acids. Gene Ontology annotation, biological process: signaling; regulation of mitotic cell cycle; mitotic spindle organization.
UGCACUGUCUUGCGGUACGCUGACCAUAUACUAUUCUAUAUUUCUAUAUACUUGUCUGUGACGCUGACGCCUGACGGCGAUUGGUCGAUAUCCGAUUUGACAUUUUGACACGAGUUUAACGGUUUUAGUUGUAGUGUGUAGUCCCGAGUUUCCGACAAUCCUUGGACUCGUCGGAUGCAAUGAAAUGUGAAAGAAUACUGAAUCGUGGUUGUUGAGUCCUGAUCUCUAUUGUUUAGGUAUUACAUUUUAUUACUUGAUAUUCGAAAAUUUAUUACUUACACCACAAUUUCACUGUUAUAACAUUGCAAUAUCGCACUAGACACCUACUAUGGCUACCCAAAAAAUUAAUCUAAGUACAAUUAAAGAAUUGAAAGAAUUUGAAGAAAAGUCCAAUGAUAGAACCAUAUUGAAUAAAAUAAAAGUUGUAAAGGAUGAUAAUCCAACAUUGAUUCAAAAAGAAAAAUAUAAUUUACAAGAAGAUAUUGAUGUAGAAAAUUUGAAUAACACAAUUAAAGAUAACACUGUUGCUUAUAAUUAUAGAAGAAGCUUGGACAAAAAAACUGUUGAACUACAAAAGAAAGUUGAAUAUUGGGCAGAAUUAUCUGCUAGAAAUGGCAAUGAUAUUCCUCAAUCUGUCAAAGAUGAAAUAGAUGUUGCAUGUGGACAAACAAAACUUUUGACAACUGAUAAAUUUAUGCAAAUGCAUACUCUAAUAAAUGAAUAUGAUAAUAAGUCUGGGCAAAUGCUCAUCACAACAGACGACUUAGAUGGCUUUUGGGAUAUGCUAUUGUUACAAGUUGAAAAAUUAGAAGGCCAAUUUAGUCAACUUGCCAUAUCGGAAAAAAAUAAUUGGGUUCCAUUAAAUCCUAUUGCUAAAAAAGUAAUUAACAGACUACCCUCAGUAUAUAAAUGUCCAGUGGUAAAAUCAAAAGUUGCUGAUUUUAUUAAAACUCAAAAGUCAAAGAAAAAGAAAACUACACCUAACAGCAAAAAUUCUAAUGAAAAAAAUGACUCAAAGUUCAAUGAAAUGAAAUUGUCUAAUAACACUUAUCGCGAGUUUUUGAUUUGAUUUAAUAACAUGUCUUUGAUAAAUGAUCAAAUAAGAAUAUCUUUAAUCUAGUAUUAAAUUACUAUUGUUUUAUAUAAUGGUUAUUUAAGUUAGCUAUGAUA